Molecule: messenger RNA, 813 nt
Organism: Pelobates cultripes (western spadefoot toad)
Lineage: Eukaryota; Metazoa; Chordata; Amphibia; Anura; Pelobatidae
Source: the annotation of a GenBank genome assembly
AUGGGCGACCUAGGGCUGGUGGACUGCUGGAGAGCGCUCAAUCCGGAUACCAAAGACUAUACCCACUACAAGGCACUCCACGGCCGCUACUUGCGGAUUAAUUACAUACUACUCCAACAGGAAGGCCUGUCGCGACUACAGACGGCCACUAUUGACCCCACCAUGUGGUCGGACCACGGCCCGGUAACUGUGGAACUGGAAUCAGCACUAUUUAAACCGGCACAAUGGACCUGGCAUCUGAACGAGUCCUUACUCCAGGACCCCGAGGUGAAGGGGGAAAUCACACAAGCCCUCGACCUUUACUUCCAGGAAAAUGAUGUGGCAGACACAUCUCCAAUAAUGCUCUGGGAAGCUCACAAGAGUGCCAUCCGUGCCACUCUUAUAAGAAUAGCUUCCUGCAGAAGGAAGGCAACUAUGCAGCAAAUGGCGGAACUGUAUGGAACCAUCUUGAAGCUGGAACUCCAGCACAAACGGACCCAGCUCGACAACAUACAAAAGGACCUGACGGACGCCCGACAUCAACUGAGAGACCUUAUCAUGAGAAGAUACCACCGCUCCCUACAACACUCCAAAAAUUUCUUCUAUAUCCAUGCAAACAAGGGUGGCAAAUACUUGGCCCGCAUCCUGAAAGGCGACACCCCUUGCACACGGGUACACAAAAUAUGCCUCCCAUCAGGGAACACGUCCCAGUUUCCAUUGCGAACAAAUUCCGAUGAUACUACCACGUCUUAUACAAUCUACCUGUCCCUGGAGAUACAACGCUGGGGCAACACAACCCCACACCCACUCAAGACUAUUUACAUAACAACGUAG